Molecule: messenger RNA, 3517 nt
Organism: Setaria italica (foxtail millet)
Lineage: Eukaryota; Viridiplantae; Streptophyta; Magnoliopsida; Poales; Poaceae
Product: putative disease resistance RPP13-like protein 3
Exons: 3
Coding region: 297-3251 (984 amino acids)
Biological process (GO): defense response to other organism
Molecular function (GO): ADP binding
Source: RefSeq, a predicted model, not a curated record
AGUGAAGAGGCAACCUUCAAAGAAAAAAAGAGUGAAGAGGCACCAGUGAGUGCACGUCCAAGAGACCAACACCUCACCCACGCUCUCGAUAGCUAGCUCCUCCCUUUCCUACAGCUCUACUCCUAGUCCGACGCUUCAGCUAGCCGCCCUCGAUCCACGCCACGCCCUGAGCUUCACUUGACGCAGUGGCGUUAGGGCGUUACAUUCAAACAAUCCGACGCAGCAUCCUGCCAGAUCACUCCACGCCUCAGCAGAUCUCAAGUACGGGAGAGCUCGUCGGUGGUGGCAGAGCAGCAAUGAAGAGUGCUAUCGUGAGCGUCUCCAUGGGCGUGAUGGAACCGCUACUGUCUAAGCUCUCCAAGUUGAUGGAGGAAGAAUAUGACAAGCUCAGGGGUGUGAGCAAGCAGAUCAAGUUCUUGAGAGAUGAGCUGAGGACCAUGAGUCCCGCACUCGAGAUGCUCGGGGACGCACGUGACCUCAACCCUCUGAUGAGAGAUUGGAGGAAUGAGUUACGCGAGCUGGCCUACGACAUGGAGGAUUGCGUGGAUAGCUUCUUGGCUCGAGUUGAUGACCAUGAGCACCAUCAUGGUGGGCUUGCAGGAAUCUUGGGGCUAUUCCGCAAGUUUAAGAAAAUGGUAGCACGGCAUGAGAUCGCCUGUCAGAUUGAGGAACUCAAGAAACGUGUAAUGGAGGUCAGCGAGAGGCAUAAGAGGUAUAAUUUUGUCGAAUCGGGAUCUAGCCACUCUAGCACUUGUCUCGUUGAUCCUCGACUGCCAGCGCUCUACGAGGACAUAGACAGGCUUGUAGGCAUUGAUGGUUCUAGGAAGCACAUCAUCGAGUUGUUAGCCAUGGAGUCUACUGGGUCAUCUGCAAAACUGAAAGUGGCUUCAAUUGUUGGUUGCGGAGGUCUUGGUAAGACUACUCUUGCAAAGCAAGUCUUUAACACCAUUAAGAGCCAGUUCUCUUGUGCAGCUUUUGUGUCGGUUUCUCAAAGUCCUGAUGUGGGAAGGAUACUAAGAGACAUUGCUAAAGGAGUCGGCCUCAGUGAUAAGACGGCACAGGAUGAUGAUGAGCAGCAGCUCAUCGAUAAACUUAGAGAACACCUCCAGGAUAAACGGUACUUUGUUGUACUUGAUGAUGUAUGGAACACAGAAGCAUGGAAGUUUAUCAAGCUUGCAUUACCAAAAAAUGAUCUGGGGAGCAGAAUAAUCGCAACGACACGCAAUACUGCAAUUGCAUUAUCCUUUUCUUCCCAAAGUGGUGAUGUUUACCAAAUGAAGCCUCUCAGUUUCGACGACUCCAAAAGGUUGCUUUUUAAAAGAUCAUUUGGUUCCGAAAACUUGAACCAUGGCACUCAUUUGGGUAGUGUUCCAGAUGAGAUAUUAAGAAAGUGUGAUGGUUUACCAUUGGCAAUUAUUACUAUAUCAAGCAUAUUAAGAGAUCAGCAUACAAAAAAUGAAUGGGACAGGGUGUUAAAUGAUAUUGGUUCUGCAUUUGCAAAGAAUCCUGCUGCUGGAAAUAUGACAACUAUAUUAUCUCUGAGUUAUUUUGAUAUCCCUCGCCAUCUAAAAACUUGUUUAUUAUACUUAAGUGUGUUCCCAGAAGAUUAUGAGAUAGAAAAACAACGUUUGAUCAAUAGAUGGAUUGCAGAAGGGUUUGUCCAUGAGGAAGAAGGGCGAACUAAAUAUGAAAUUGGUGAGAGUUAUUUCAAUGAUCUCACUAAUAGAAGCAUGAUCCAACCUGUUGAUAUAAAGUAUGGUGAGGCGAAGGCUUGUAGAGUUCAUGACAUCAUUCUUGACUACAUCAAAUGCGAAGCUGUUAAAGAGAAUUUUGUGACAUCUUUAGAUGCCGCAGAGCAUGCGUACACUUCAGAAUACAAGGUUCAUAGGCUUUGUGUUAAAAACGGCGAUGAAGAACAUGUUAGCCUGUGGCAAAGCCAAAUUCUGUCUCACGUUCGAUCAGUUACUGUAUUUGGGCAGCCUGUGAAAACCUCUUUGUUGCCUUCAACUGCACUUCGUGUGUUGGACCUAGGAGAUUGCGGUGGCAUGACAGAACAUCAUAUUGCAAGUAUUGGAACGUUGUUUCAUCUUAAGUACUUGCGUCUCUGCUCACGUUCAAUAACUAAGCUCCCACAGGAAAUAGGGGAACUUCAACAUCUACAAACCCUGGAUGUACGAGGUACCAGAAUCGAUGAACUGCCACCCACUAUCAUAAAACUACAACACUUGGCCUAUUUAUAUGUUAAUCAUCACACUAGAUUUCAAGAUGGAAUGAUUGGACGGAUGCACAGCUUGGAAGAGCUAAGGCAGUAUGGGGUCCUAUACAAACAACGGAAGUCCUUGCAAGAAUUCAGUAACCUAACCAAGCUGAGGACAUUAGAAAUUAGAUUGCAGUGUUAUUUGUUUAAUUGCUCAGGAGGAAGACCAGAUGCUAUUUUCAGCUAUUUUGGAACUUUAUUAUCUUCAUGCAACCUUCAUAAUCUAUCUGUCUCAGACUACCAGACAGGGAGAUACGCACUGCUGCUGGAUCCAUGGCACCCCACUGCUCCUUGUUGCCUCCGAAAGCUCUCCAUCACAAGCUGUUGCGUGUAUAAGGUGCCAAAUUGGAUGGGCUCGCUUGGAAAUCUGGAGGUGCUAGAACUGCUCUUCAUCUGCGUGAGACCAGAAGAUGUUGAGAUCCUUGGAGCAAUACCCAGUUUGCUUUUUCUUGAAUUAACCACUACCGGAGGCAGUAACCGAAGGAUAUUCAUCCAUGGCAACAACGGAUUCAGAAUUCUGAAGUAUUUCUCCCUCUUCAUCACUGGCUGUGGGACAUCACUGGAGUUUGAAGAAGGAUCAAUGCCAAAGCUUGAGCACAUCAAGCUUGCCUUACCUGUCCAUAACAUGGAGUGCCUGAAUGGUGCUUCUAAUUUUGGCAUCCAGCACCUCUCUGCUCUCAGCAAGAUUGAGGUAAAAAUUAGUGGCAACCACAUAUCUGACACUAACUAUGAUCCGAUGAACGAUAAUGACGAUGGCAUCAUCCGAUAUGUUGCUGCUGCCAUUGAUGCUGCCGUCAAUACACUUCCGAACCGUCCCACUAUCAGAUUUGAAACAGAGCAUAGGGUUCACUGUGAACAUUUUGAAUGUGUUUUGAGGAAGGCCAAUCAACGGCUUCGGGGUUUAUUGACAGAGUGGUUCAAAAUUUGGCAAAUUAAAGGCGGGCAGACAGAGCAAGUAACAGAAGUGCAGACUGGACAAGAGGCACUACUAUAGCUGUGAACAGGACUGGCAGGCAGUGGGCACUGGCCCGUUCCUUUUAACCAGCAUGAUCUCUACUAAUUUUUCCCUAUCACGUGUGACAAUAAUUCCAUCAGCUCCACAUGCACAAAAUUCUACACCCGCUUAGCAUUCCACUAGGUACACUCUGCUUCCACUGACAGUUUCAGCAACAACAAUAUGAUCACAGUCGUAGAACCUUGACAAACAUUCCUAUCUAUGACAUUCUGACAUUCUGUUAUCUAUAUAUGCUUUAUUUUUCA